ACACUGUUACCAUCACAGUAUUGGUACUAUAUAACUGAGCUGAGUUUUUAUUGGUCACUACUGUUCAGUAUUGCAUCAGAUGUAAAACGAAAGGAUUUUAAAGAACAAGUAAUUCAUCACUUAGCAACCAUCAUCCUGCUGAGCUUCUCGUGGUGUGCUAACUACAUCCGCGUGGGAACCCUGGUGAUGAUUGUCCAUGACUCAUCUGACAUUCUGCUGGAAUCUGCCAAGAUGCUUAACUAUGCCGGGUGGAAAACCAUUUGUAACUCGCUCUUCAUUGUCUUUGCUGUGGUAUUUAUAAUCACCAGGCUUGUCAUCUUCCCUUUCUGGAUCAUUCAUUGUACUUGGGUCUAUCCAGUUUAUCACUAUCCUCCAUUCUUUGGAUAUUAUUUCUUCAACGUCAUGCUGGCUGUCCUUCAACUGCUCCAUAUUUUCUGGGCAUACCUCAUCUUACAAAUGGUUGCAAAGUUCUUCUCCAGCAAAGUAAGUUGUUUCUUGACAUUGAGGAAUGUUCAGUAUGUUGAGUUCUCGAGUUGCCUCUGUCAGCUGUAGGUACAAGCAAGCACAGAGACGUGUACUGAUACUGGGCAAU
Messenger RNA from Chiloscyllium plagiosum (whitespotted bambooshark), 592 nucleotides. Lineage: Eukaryota; Metazoa; Chordata; Chondrichthyes; Orectolobiformes; Hemiscylliidae. The record is from RefSeq and is a predicted model, not a curated record.